This is a messenger RNA of Asterias rubens (European starfish), 1390 nucleotides long. RefSeq names its product mediator of RNA polymerase II transcription subunit 22-like. The record is from RefSeq and is a predicted model, not a curated record. Gene Ontology annotation, biological process: regulation of transcription by RNA polymerase II. Bases 178 to 633 code for a protein of 151 amino acids. Gene Ontology annotation, molecular function: transcription coregulator activity. Lineage: Eukaryota; Metazoa; Echinodermata; Asteroidea; Forcipulatida; Asteriidae. Gene Ontology annotation, cellular component: mediator complex. The transcript has 4 exons.
UACUUCGGGGCCAGACUAAAAAACCGCUCAGCGUGUUUGCUAUGGACUUGUCAUCGUGAAUGUUUCAGUCUGCCAUUAUCGGGUUUUUUUGUGCAUUUAUUUCAAUUUUCCAUCAACGGGACAUGAACAGCCAGCUGAAAUUUGAGUGCAGGUUCAUCUUUUAAUAGCAGAAUCAGCAUGUCUCAAGCAGGUUCUCAGAGGGCGCUACCUCAAAGUAAAGACAAUCUCCUUAAGACGUACGCACGACGGCUUCGCGGAGAUGUUCAAUCCAUUCAGGAUAACUUUACAGAAAUCUUAAAACUUGCAAAGGUUGAUGAGGAGACACAAGUAGCAAGACAGACCCAGGGGGAGCAAGAACAAAAUGAAAUGCAUGUCAGAGCAGCAAAUAUAGUUCGUGCCGGUGAGUCUCUCAUGAAACUCGUCUCGGACAUCAAAGAAUUUCUCAUCUUGAAUGAUUUCCCUUCAGCCAACGCAGCCAUAGCUCAGCGUACACGAUUUCUUCGCAAUGUUCAAGCGGAAGUCGAUGAAAAGAUCAUGCAGCUACGAGAUGAAAUGUCAUUGAAUUUAUUUGAACUUGAAGAGGAGUAUUACGCAUCAAGAUACAAGUUAAAAAUUCCUGAUGCCACAAAAUAAACUUUUUGAAGUACGUCGCCCCAGACGCCUUUAGAUGUUUAAGUCCAUCACAACUUGGAAUGAUGAACUACUUGCAUCAGGGAUACUGAACAAUAUUUUGGAUGUCAUCAUCUAAUACUGACUGGUGUAUGAAAAACCGAGGCAUACUCAAGCCUGAAAUUGCACAGAGGGUAGGGUGUCUGUUGCCCUGGUCUUGGCCUUGUUGCCCUUACAGAGUUUACCAUAGAUCGUAAGAUAUUUUAUCGGGAUGCUCAUUGCUAAAUCAAAAUGACCUUGCCCUCUCAAAGAUGAAAUGCCAGGCCUUUGGUAUGUAUUCGGCGCUCUGUUAACCCUCACGAAAAACUCAACAGAGUCUGUGAAUGGGAUUCAACACUGUGAUGCUCUGCGCUGCGCCGCAGUCUAGAGCAGGUUUCUCACUCGCUAGAGCUUGCCCGGUGAUGAGGGGGCCUGCCGAUGGUUCCACACUCAAAUAUAUUCAAUAUAGCCCCUUUUCAAGAACUUUCCAGGAAUUAUUGCCCUGACUAACCCUGUAAAUAUUUGGGUACAUGCAAAGUAGCAGAAAAGUAGGAUAGUAGUAAAAUUUGUAUAAAAACCCCAUAGAAUCUGCUAUUCUGAUACCAGAAAUGUAAAUUGCAAUUUGUCGUCCUCCAUACUGUCGCAUAAAGUGAUCCUUUCUCGACCAUUAAAAUUCACUAUCCAAAAUGGCAUUAACAAUUGUUUACUUUUUUUAUAUUGUUGAAGUGAUAUGAUAAUGAAA